CACCGCCGUAUAAACGAGCUCUGGUUGUGUGAUGUCUGUCACUUGUUUGAAAAACUGGCUCGAAAAGCAAGUCUCUGUGUGUCCUUUGACAUACGUGGUCAUUUUAUCUAUCGGUGCUUUCACCCUCGCUCGGUUCCUGUUCAAGACAUGGCUCGUUUUUAGCCAGACGUUUAUCUUUUCCGGUAAAAGCCUUAAGCAAUUCGGCGCAAUGAGGGGUGCAUGGGCUGUCGUCACCGGUGCCUCUGACGGGAUUGGCAGAGAAUUUGCAUUGCAACUAGGUUCAGCUGGAUUCAAUGUACUUCUCGUCGCUCGCAACCAAGCUAUGUUGUCAGAUGUUGCGAGCGAGAUUGCUGAGAGGACGGCAGGAAGAGCCGAAAGUAAAAUAUACGUGCUUGAUUUCGCGAAGAAGGAUACGGAAGCGUUCGGCGGCCUUAAGUCACUUCUCGGCAAUUUGGACGUUGGGGUGCUGGUUAACAAUGUUGGAAAGUCCCACGUCAUGCCAACCUAUUUUGCAGAAACCACCGACCAAGAAAACGAAGAGAUUGUCAUCAUCAACGUUGACACUAUGAUCCGAGUCACGCAUGCUGUUCUCCCCGGGAUGGUCCAACGUAAGCGUGGUUUAAUCUUUAACGUUGGGUCGUUUGCGGGCCAAGUCCCCUCCCCUAUGCUUGCCACCUACUCCGGCACCAAGGCAUUCAUGUCCACCUUCACCAGCGCACUCGCGGAGGAGGUCUGGAAAUACAAUAUCAUCGUGCAGCACCUCAACACGUACUUCGUCGUAUCCAAGAUGUCUAACAUUCGCAAGUCAUCCGCACUAGUCCCUACGCCGCGAGCAUACGUCCGUGCAGCACUGAGCAAGGUUGGAUUGGCCUGUGGGGCCGCCAUGACGGAGCGUCCUGGCACCCUCACUCCGUUUUGGAGCCAUGCUUUACUCGAUUACCUCAUCCACGUAAUCGGGUGGAAAUCCGCCUUCAUAUCGUAUACCCACGCUUUGCACAAGGAUAUCCGUCGGCGCGCCUUGAGGAAACUUGAGAGGAAGGUAAAGAGCCAGUAGAAAAUUCUUUCAAACAUUUCUCUUGUAUGUUUUUCAUUGGGACUCACCUACGGGUACAAAGAAGAUCUUGCUUGGUGGGCCCCGGUUAAACAGUAGGACUUUGCGGGUUGCAUGCAGAACGCCAGGGUCUUUACAUUGGUGGAACAUUAAGAAGAGACUUGGCCAUCCCACUUUUCGCUGAAGCUCUUUGUCUAUCUCUUGUUACAUGAGAAUUUGGCGGUGACCCUAACGUCACCCUGAGAGGACUAAACGCGUGUGGUAAGUAUCACUCAGUUGUACCGUAAGUAUCGCCUGGGUCCAUUCAAUGUGGCUAGA
This is a messenger RNA of Pisolithus orientalis, 1369 nucleotides long. RefSeq lists its product as uncharacterized. Gene Ontology annotation, biological process: fatty acid elongation. The record is from RefSeq and is a predicted model, not a curated record. Gene Ontology annotation, cellular component: endoplasmic reticulum. Lineage: Eukaryota; Fungi; Basidiomycota; Agaricomycetes; Boletales; Pisolithaceae. The transcript is spliced from 8 exons. Gene Ontology annotation, molecular function: ketoreductase activity. Bases 32 to 1054 code for a protein of 340 amino acids.